Molecule: messenger RNA, 3170 nt
Organism: Coffea arabica (coffee)
Lineage: Eukaryota; Viridiplantae; Streptophyta; Magnoliopsida; Gentianales; Rubiaceae
Source: RefSeq, a predicted model, not a curated record
AAAAAAAGGAAAAGAAUUUAAAAAUAAAAUUUUUGCUGAUUGGGUGGUUUUAAUGACCUUGAAUUCAAAGGACGGCGGGACUGCAGGCGUCUCUCUCGUUCACCUGACAGCAAUCUCUGUCUCUGGGCAAUUCGAUGCUUAGACCUUUAAAGACCUCCUCCGUGUGAUACUUUCUUAGUCUGGAGAAGGUUGCCGAAGGAAGUGUCAUAUGUCCUCUCUUCUCCGAAAUGCACGUGAACUGUUCGUGAAAAUUCCCAAAAGGAUUUCUCUUUUCCGAACCUCAACACGCGCCUUACUUCACAACUCGUCAUGGCAAAACCACUCUUCUCUUCAAGAACUAGAUGUUUCUGUGGAAGACGAAAAUGUGGUGUCGUGGACGGCGCAAAUAUCCCAUUUGGAGAGGGAAAACCAGCCAGAGCAAGCAAUUGGGCUCUUCAAAACAAUGCUUAUGAGGGAUCAAAAACCAAAUUUUGUCACGGUUUUGAGCGUUAUACGAGCAAUUGGUCAAUUGGGUUCCAAAAACAUGGCUAGUAUGAUUCAUGGUUUCGCCAUAAAAUUGGGAUGUGAUUCAGAACUACCCUUAGUAACGGGACUCCUCGGGGCUUACUCUUCUGGUUGGGAUAUUGGAGCUGUUAGGAUACUGUUUGCUCUGACCCCAAACAAAGAUGUAAUUUUAUGGAGUGCAAUGGUUUCGGCGUGUGUAAAGAAUGAGGAGUAUGUGGAGGCCUUGAAUAUUUUUAGAAAAAUGCAAAGUUGCGGUGUGCAACCAAACCGUGUGAGCAUUGUUACUGUGCUUCCCGCAUGCGCUAAUCUUGGUACUUUGUGGUUAGGGAAAGAAAUUCAUGGUUUUUCUAUUAAAAGAGACUUCUAUUCUCAUAUUAAUCUGCAGAAUUCACUUGUCGAUAUGUACGCAAAGUGCAGACUUUGGAGUUACUCAGUGCAAGUUUCCAGCAGCAUGCAAACAAAGGAUGUUGUUUCUUGGAGGAGUAUGAUAUGCGGAUCUAUCACGAAUGAAAGUCCAGCAAGGACUUUGAUUUUGUUCUCGCAGAUGCGAUCUUCUUGUGUUGAAGUUGAUGUCAAUACUGUUCGUGUAAUAAUAGUAGCAUCUUCACAGUUGGAGGAGAUUAAAGUUGGACUUGGACUACAUGGACUUGCUCUGAAGAUGGGAUACGUGGAAGACAUAUCGCUCAUGACUGCAAUUCUUCAAAUGUAUGCUAACUUUGGGGAAAUUGGGUCAGCAAAGACCUUGUUUGAUUACCUAGACAAUAAAGAUCUUAUUGCUUGGAGUGCGAUGAUCGCAGCUUAUGUCCAAAAUGAACAACCUUUUGAUGCUUUCAAAGUGUAUAGACAGAUGCAAUCAGCUGGUGAGAAGCCUAAUGAGGUCACUUUUCUUAGUUUACUGCAAUCUUGCUCCUCCAUGACAGCUCAGGAAAUUGGAGAAAGUAUACAUGCAUAUCUCUUAAAGGCUGGAUAUAUGUUGAAUGCAUUUGUGACAUCUGCAUUAAUCGACAUGUAUUGUAAGUUUGGAAGAACAAGGCAAGGAGUGGCUCUUUUUGAUGAAAAUCAUAGCAGAGAUCUUGUAUGUUGGAGCUCGAUGAUCAAUGGAUAUGGGAUUAAUGGAUUGGGAGAGGAGGCUCUUCAUUGCUUUUCAAACAUGUUGCAUUGUGGAGUAAAGCCCAAUGAUGUGGUUUUCAUUUCUCUUCUGGCUGCUUGUAGCCAUUGUGGCCUUGAAUAUGAGGGUUGGAGCUGGUUUUAUGCAAUGGGAGAGAAAUUUGGCAUAACUCCAAAACUUGCACAUUAUGCCUGCAUGGUGGAUAUGCUUAGUCGUCAAGGGAACGUUGAAGAAGCUUUUGAAUUCGUGAAGAAGAUGCCCAUCAAUCCUGAUAAACGGAUAUGGGGAGCAAUUCUUGCUGGCUGUAGAGAAACUUGUGGAUCUUCUGAAGUAUCAGAAAUAGCAGCCAGGCAACUUCUUAGUUUGGACCCGGAGAAUGCCAGUUAUCAUGUAUUUCUAUCGAACUUAUAUGCAGAACAAGGCAGGUGGAAAGAGGCAGCAAAGUUGAGAGAAUUGGUGGAUUCAAGGGGAUUGAAGAAAGAGAUCGGUCAUAGUAUGAUUUAAUGCACAUACAUACUGAUGGAGGUGAUCAAGUCCAGACCUCUGAAUUGCACAGGAUACAUAUACAUUAUAGGGAAACCAACCUACUAUGUAAUUCUUGAGUGCAGAGAUCAAGUUCACCAAAGUAAAACAUCUAGAGGUACAAUUUUCUGUGCUGCAGGUCACGAAGAAGUUUUCUGGAACGAAAAAUUUACAUUUGACUUGCCAGAGCGGGGAACGGACGACGAGAUCUACCUCAAACUUAAAAUCAUGGAUGAAGAAUUUUUCUCACGUGGUGCAUUUGUAGGCCAAACAACGUACAGAAAAUUCAACUGCCUGGAAAACAAUUUCCUAAAAUUUUGCACUCUACCCCAUGAUUCUCAUUAGUUCUUCUUUUUAAGCUUCUCUUGUUUCAACAAUGACCAAGUUAAAUCAAUAUAACUUUCCAAGUCUAUGUUAUAUUGCACCAUGAGGAAAAAAUGAUUAUACCAUCAGAAACUACUAAAUUAUAUGUAUUACUAAGUCAUCCUAUUUUGCAUACCACAUGUAGUGACCUGUUAAUUAUAUGUGCUAAUUUGCUGUUCUUUAGUAUCUUCCUCAAAGGUAUAAUCGUGGAGGGGAAAGACAAAGGAAUCAUAGAAGUGAAACCAGCUCCAUACAAUGUUGUUCUUGAUGAUGACACUUUUAAAGGGCAGAUAAGUAUCGGACUCAAAUACUCUGCAAAUGCUGCAAAUCCUAAAAUACAACAAAUAGAGAGAAGGCAAGGUGAAGCGGAUGAGAAUGGAGAGAAGGGAUCAGUUGGCCUCUCCAUAUGCAGUUCUAUAGCAACUUUCUGGCGAAAUCCCUGGUGGAGGUUCUUGUUUCGCUCUAAGAAGUCAAAAUCCAGAGAGAAACAGAAGCGAAACUAAUUAGGGCGUUGCCAUGCUUUGGAAUCCAGCUUAAUCAUGUGAUGCACCAAGUCAAGGAGAAAAUUAUACACGCUAAACUCCUAAAGGAUCUGAUUUUGUGUCCAUGUUUUAGAUCCAUUAACAAUCAGAUCAGCUAAUGCUUUCCUCAGGAGGGGAAAAAAUUUGCUAAG